CAGGCCACGCCCCCCGGCUGGGCCCCCCUCAGGAACGGCCCCACAAAAACCCGCCCUGACCCUACAAAAACCUGCCUUGACCUUACAAAAACCUACCCUGACCCUACAAAAACCUGCCCUGACCCUACAGAAACCUGCCCCGGGCGCACAGAAACCCGGCCCGGGCGUAGAGAAAGCAGCAUGGUGUUCUACUUCACCUCGGGCGCUGAUCCAUCUGUUUACACCAUUUACAUGGGCAAGGACAAGUACGAGAACGAGGAUCUCAUCAAGUACGGAUGGCCAGAGGACAUCUGGUUCCACGUGGAUAAACUCUCCUCUGCCCACGUGUACCUGCGGCUGCACAAGGGCCAGACAGUGGAUGACAUUCCCAAGGAGGUGCUGAUAGACUGUGCCCACCUGGUGAAGGCCAACAGCAUCCAAGGGUGCAAGAUGAACAACGUGACCGUGGUUUACACGCCCUGGACCAACCUGAAGAAGACGGCGGACAUGGACGUGGGGCAGAUCGGCUUCCACCGGCAGAAGGACGUGAAGAUGCUGACAGUGGAGAAGAAGGUGAACGAGAUCCUGAACCGGCUGGAGAAGACGAAGGUGGAGCGGUUCCCAGACCUGGCAGCCGAGAAGGAGGCCCGGGACAGGGAGGAGAGGAACGAGAAGAAGGCCCAGAUCCAGGAGAUGAAGAGGAGGGAGAAGGAGGAGAUGAAGAAGAAGAAGGAGCUGGAGGAGCUGAGGAGCUACUCCUCCCUGAUGAAGGCUGAGAACAUGUCCUCCAACCAGGACGGCAACGACUCCGAUGACUUCAUGUGAGCGGGGCCGCCCCGAUGCUGAAAUGCCAAAAAUCCACCCCAAACCCACGGACUGGGAGCCCAUUCCCGGCCUGCUCCGGGCCAGGCCACCCUCUGGAAGGAGCAGCCGGAUCCCUGGGAUGGCUUCCAGCCCCGUGCUUCUCCCAAGGACAAUGGUAUUUAUUUUUGGGGAUGGGAUUUGAGGCCCAGCAAACAAAGCUGGGCCGUGGCCUCAGAACCAUCCCCCUCCCUGGUGCUGCUGCCUCUGGAAUUCUGCUCCUUCCCACUGGGAAUCGCCUGGAAUUCUGCUCCUUCCCACUGGGAACACCGAGAAGGAAAUCGGGAUGAGCUCGGGGGUGGCUCCCAGUUAAACCUGGAGCAGCGAGCGGUGAAAUCCAGCUCCGAUUCCCGCCCCCAACCCCCUGGAAUUCCACGAGAUUCCCGCCUGGAAAGCUCCUCUGCAUGGAAGGGUUGGGUUUUCCAUGGGAUUCACCGGGUGGAUCCUCCCACCUGGGCAUUCCCUGGGGUUUUGGGGUGGUUGGGGGGGGUGGAAUCCAUGGAUAAUCCUGGUGUAAAUAUCCCCAUUAAACUCGUGCCAUGCAGGCAA
Myiozetetes cayanensis is the source of this 1389-nucleotide messenger RNA. RefSeq names its product coiled-coil domain containing 25 (gene CCDC25). The record is from RefSeq and is a predicted model, not a curated record. The transcript is spliced from 9 exons. The coding region runs from base 181 to 804 and encodes 207 amino acids. Lineage: Eukaryota; Metazoa; Chordata; Aves; Passeriformes; Tyrannidae.